AAGUUUACCGUAAUAAAGGAAUACUUUAAUUGUAAACAUAUUUUAUAAAAGUUUUUUGUGAUUAUAAAUUUCAACAAUAAGUGAACUUCCUGACGGCAUACACAUUCAAAUUUGUGGCCAUGGACUCAAGUUCCGACGAAGAAAUCAGAACAUUAAAAGAGGAAUUAGAACGUAAGAUAGAACAAAAGAGACGAAGAAAACAAGAAAAGUUGCUACGCACACCGCAACCCGAGGAGAAUACUACUUCUGCGUUAAAGGGCACAGAUCCAACAGGAAUAGAAGACACUCCAAACAAGCAAGCUGCUCUAUCUGAAGACAGUCAUCAAAUUAAGGGAAAUACCCAAGAAAACACAGUUCCAGGGAACCCGGCGUUACAAGCAACAGAUGGCGAAAGAAAUAAAACUUCGUCGGAUAAGAUUUUUGAAAAACGAGCAGGAACCACCGACAAGGGAAAAAAAUACGAAGAUUUGGUUACCGCUAAAGUCGCACUACAAUUGGUAAGCGACAGUAAAAUAAAAGAUUUCUACAUUUCUUCGAACGAUAAAAAUUUUGGUGAUUUUGAUGACGUGGUUAUUGAAAUUGAGACAGAUAGCGGAAUGAAAACAACAGCACUGCAGUUAAAACACAGUAAUGAAAAAAAACAAUUAUAUAUAAAGCAACUGGCAGGCAAAAAGGGAGACUUUAGUUUAAUAAAAUAUUUCAAAUCUGCUCACGAGGUUCAAGGCGAAGUGCAAGAAUUUAUAUUAUUCACCACAAACAGCUUUACAACUUCAAAGGAAACAAAAUUUAAACUAGAAGGUGAACAGUUUUACGUGAAGAUCAUUAAAAAGACAGUUUCAGGAGACGAUUUCGACGUUUUAAGAAUUUCUGAAAAUAUAAAUUAUUAUCAUACAUUUCACAUAGUAGAGGACGAAUGGACUAAACUAAAUCCUGAAAAAAUUCAGCAGUACCAAACAUUCUUCGAGCGCUUUCGUCUUUACACAAACCAAGAACGUUUUGAUGCUCUUACAAAAUCAACAAUGGAUAAAUUUAUUGAGAUGUUUUGCUCUAACGAAGAAACUUUCAAGAAGUACGUCGACGUCAUAUCAGAAUGGAGUAUGCGAGAUGGAAAAAAAGAAAAGCUAAGCAAAAGGAUGAUGCAACGUGUCAUCGCACUUCGUUUGCUUUCUUCUCAGAUCGAACCGUUUGUUUUUGGUUCAGUCACAGACGAAAUGAAAAUACUUCGGGAGGCUAUUUGUCUGUUCGACAUUACGUUGUUGGAAAAAAAAGGCAGCAACGGAGUUAAAAAAUUGUGGGGCGACUUGAACAAAAACCUUGACCUUAAGGAACUAAACAAAUUUCGAUCACUUUAUUCUCUUUCUUCUAAUUACAUAAGUAGUGUCGAAAAUCUGGAUGCAAAUUUGUUGACACAGUUGCAAUGGCUGAUAGAGAAAUGUCCGCUCAUUGUGAAAGAACACGUCAAUAUGGAGAAAGCUAUUAACCUCUGUCCAGAUGCAAAAUUUAUUAUUCUUGGCGAGGGUAAAUAUGAAGAAUGGAUGAAAAAACACUCUGUGUUUCAAAACUUGUUCAACUUGAAACCAGAAGUUGAACUGUAUGAAAAAGUAUUGCGAAAGUUCACCAUUUCUAUACAAGGCAAAAAACCACGUAAUUUGGUGACUGCUUUCGACAAAAAUCAAGAAAUUUUCAAGCAUGUUACCGUGGAAAAACUUUUAGAGAUGGCAAAUGGUCCAUGCCAUAUAGAUGGACAAAAGGAAGUUUUUCCCAAUCUUUAUAUCGACAGAUAUUUGUCAGUCAAUAUUAUAGACAUUAAAUAUUUAGAACAUGUUAAUCGAAACACUGUUAUCAUUUUAAAUUGUGAAGGUAAUUCUCAGCAAUUGAAAAUAUCUAAAGAGUAUACUCUAACAGACAUCGAGGGUUUUUUAAGUAAUACAGACCCCAAAAUUUUUGAUAAACCAAUUUUAAUAAGGAGUGAAAAAAAUUGCAGUGAUUCUGAUUUUCAAAUAAUAUGUUCCAAAACACCAGAAUCCACAACUGUGCACUAUUUUAAAUUUCUCAACGAUCAAAAUUUAGAAUGGAUUCGAAGCAAAGGCUCUGUUGAUGAAUUGCGAAAUUAUAAAUUACCUAGUCGAUCUAAAAACGAAAACGAAAUUUGGUCUUCCGAAUUCAGCAACAACAUACAUCUAAUAACAGGUGACCCAGGAAUGGGCAAAACGGAGUUAACGAAGAGUCUAAAAAACAACUGUUGUGCGAGAUAUUGGACCGUGAUUCUGAGUGCUCAAGAUGUUAUGUCUUUCUUUAAAAAGUCAACAAAGUCUGAAAAAUCAGCAAAAUUACAAUUCGAAACAUUUAUUUUAAACGAAAAAUAUCGAGAUCUCGCUGGGUUGGAUAGAGAAUUCUUUACAAUGUGUUUAAAGCAACGAAAUGUGGUUUAUGUAUGGGACGCUCUUGAUGAAAUAUUUACUCAGUAUUUAAAUGGUACUUUAAAUCUCAUUCUUAUGUUAUCGCAGAAAGGUUUCAUUCAGUGGGUUACUGCAAGGCAACAUUUGAGAUCUUCUCUUGAAGAAAAAUUUAGUACUCUGUCAGUGGGUAUCAAUCAGCUCACCGAAGUCGAGCAAGAGGACUACAUUAACAAACGUCUUAACAAUUUUAUUAAGCCUGUAGAUAUGAAACCAGUCAUCGACAAAAUUAAAUCGACGUUUGCAUUUACAAAACAUAUAGAUAUAUUGGGAAUCCCUCUUCAAAUUUUUAUGCUUACAGAUGUUUUACUACAAAAUAAGGAAAAAUAUUUAGAGUUAUUAGACACUAAAUUUCUCCUGACUGACAUGUAUCGUUACUUUAUUGAAGGAAAAUUUAAGUUUUUCUACGGAGGUAAAGUGCCCGUAAACAGUGAUUUUUGGGAAAAAGAAGUAACGAAGAAAAAGGAAGAGACAUUAAAACAGUAUGAAAAGAUGGCGCUUGGAGUAAUAUUUCCUGAAGACAUCUUGAAACUAUUAAAUAUAGAUUAUUCGCAAGAUAUAGAUUCUGUUACUGAAGAUUUUGCAACUGUCGGUUUCGUGACUGGACUACAAAACGGCAUUCCGCACUUUGCACAUGCUUCCUUUGCCGAAUAUUUUGUUGCCUUAUAUUUUUCUAGAAAUUUUGAAAUGAUACACAGGGACAUAUUUUUUGAUGCGAAGUAUAAUAACGUACGUUUCUUCUUCGACAUGUUAACUGGCAAAAAUUCACCGGUCCACAUAGCGAUUUUAUACAGAAAUUUUGAUGAAGUGGAGAACUUUGACGACGAAAUAAUAAAACGUAAAGAUGAGUGUGGAAGAAGUGCCUUACAUCUCAUCUGUUCUUGGGGACAAAGACAUGGGCGUUUAAAAGUACAACUAGAAAACGAGAGUUAUGUUAUCAAGACAAAUCGGGAGAUUAUGCGUAGUUCGUUAGAAACGAAACAAUAUUUUAAAGCGUUAUGGUUUUUGUUAGACAAAUGUGAAAUAUUAGAACAAGAUUCUUUACAUAACAUCACACCUUUAACAUGGGCACAAGAAAGUGAAAGUUUGGGAGCGGAACUGGAAUUAUUACAAUCACGCAGAAUACAACUGAAAGAUUCGUAUAGUCGAACCGACAAAAUUAAUAUUUUAUUUUUUGUGGCUUUGUACGGAUACGCAGAAGCGUUUAAAAUAUUAUUUUCAUCUUCGAGUAUUUCUAAUAAUGAAGUAAAUUUUAGUGUUGAAUUCGAUGGUAGUACGCCUCUUAUAAUAGCUUCUCGAGAGCGGCACGAAACAGUUAUAGAGUGUUUAGUGAAUUGCGGAGCCGAUAUCAAUGGGGCUGAUAAAAAUGGUCAGACACCGCUUUACGCAGCUUCCUCUCGAGGUCACGAAAAAAUUGUCGAAUGCCUGGUGAAAUGCGGAGCCGAAAUCCGCGCUGAUGAAAUUGGUUGGACACCGCUUCACGCAGCUUCCUCUCCAGGUUACGAAAAAAUUGUCGAAUGCCUGGUGAAAUGCGGAGCCGAAAUCAAUCGGGCUGAUAAAUAUGAUCGGACACCGCUUCACGCAGCUUCCUCUGAAGGUCACGAAAAAAUUGUCGAAUGCCUGGUGAAAUGCGGAGCCGAAAUCAAUCGCGCUGAUGAAAUUGGUUGGACACCGCUUCACGCAGCUUCCUCUCGAGGUCACGAAAAAAUUGUCAAAUGCCUGGUGAAAUGCGGAGCCGAAAUCAAUCGCGCUGAUGAAAUUGGUUGGACACCGCUUCACGUAGCUUCCUCUCGAGGUCACGAAAAAAUUGUCAAAUGCCUGGUGAAAUGCGGAGCCGAAAUCAAUCGCGCUGAUGAAAUUGGUUGGACACCGCUUCACGCAGCUUCCUCUUCAGGUUACGAAAAAAUUGUCGAAUGCCUGGUGAAAUGCGGAGCCGAAAUCAAUCGGGCUGAUAAAUAUGAUCGGACACCGCUUUACGCAGCUUCCUCUGAAGGUUACGAAAAAAUUGUCGAAUGCCUGGUGAAAUGCGGAGCCGAAAUCAAUCGGGCUGAUGAAGAUGGUCGGACACCGCUUUACGGAGCUUCCUCUGGAGGUCACGAAAAAAUUGUCGAAUGCCUGGUGAAAUACGAAGCCGAAAUCAAUCGCACUGAUAAAUAUGGUUGGACACCGCUUCACGAAGCUUCCUCUUUAGGUCACGAAAAAAUAGUCGAAUGCCUGGUGAAAUGCGGAGCCGAAAUCAAUAGCCCUAAUAGAUAUGGUCGGACACCGCUUUCCUCAGCUUCCUCUCAAGGUCACAGAAAAAUUGUGGAAUUCUUAGUAAAAUGUGGAGCAAAACCUUUCGUUUAAUAAAAUGAAUAAUGAUGGUUGAACUUGAAUAGUCACCAAAAAUCUGUCGAAUGAUUAGUUCAACGAUGAUCCAAAACUCCUGUAGGCCGGGCCAGACUUUCAAUAUUUUAUUACCAUCUGCCGCCUCACUUUUUUAUUGUUAUUUUGUUGAUCAUAUCAGGAAUUGUAAUUUUGCUCUAUCUAUUAAAAACAAUGUUACCUUAACCUUUGAGAGAUAUUAUUAAAUACUUUAAUUAUAGGAUUUAUAUUAAAAAAAAUAGAACUAAAAAAAACCGAAUUUGUUCGACCGUAUUUCAGGAGCGACAAAUGUCCUGUCUGAUACCUUGGACCAAUUUUACCUAGUUUGAUUGAAAUUAAAAUUUGUUUCUACAUUAUUUUUUCGUAAUACAGUGUUUUUCUUUAUUUGUAGAAUAUGUUUCACUAUUUGACACAUUUUUCCCGUAUUUGCCUUUUUGAUAUCAUAUGCCCAAAGUAAUUCCGUUUGUCAAAAUUCUUUCAAUUUAUCGCAGGACCCAAGCAUAAGUAAUUUAUUUUAACAAAUAUGUCAAUCUAUAAUCAUGAAAUACCUAUAACAAAUUAUUUAAGUUCAAAAUUUCAUUUCUGUUGAAGCAAUCCCCACAAAUUAUUGCGUCAAAAGCAUUGUGUACUUGGAUAUUGCAUAUUUAAUUCGUCUUCGUUUCUAGGAUGACUUCUUUUAAUAAUCACUUUCCACUGAUUAAACAGUUUCCCAAUUAGGUUUGAUCUGUAGAUUUCAAAGGGGGCUGCACAUGUCAUUACCACUCUUCGACCAAGUUUUGAGCAACUGGGUUUGUAUCAAUUGUUGAAUUUAUUCAGUUCUGUGAAAUCUUACAUUGUUCAUUAAAAUAUGUCCGUGCGGCUCUAAUACUAUCUUCUUGUAGUGAUAAGAUUUUAAAAAAUCGUAAUCGACCAAUUACGACCUGUCAGCUGACCUUUAACUUUCUUUGCGCUACAGUUACUUGGUGAUCUUCCGUAAGAGUUAAGCACAGUCUUUAUUAACACAAUUGCAUAUUUGUUCUUUCUGUUGUUCAGUUAACUUUUUCGGGCGCUGCCCAGCACUUCUUUCUUCACUUGAUUAGUCGAGUAAAAUUUUCUAACAGUGUUUAGUAGGAUAUUAAAGUGCUGUCCACAUUGGCUGAAGUCGACGAAAUUGUUUUACCAAAAAAAAGAAACUGUUUUGACACAAGGUAAAAUAAUCUGAGAAACAUAGCGCACCAUUUAAUAACAGUAGGAAAUAGAUUUGAGAAUUAGUGGAACACAAUUAACGAAAGACGAGAAUCAAAAGAAGUACACUAUUUUAUGAUGUAUAUCUUUGUAUACAUACCUACCUCUAUCCUUCAUCUGUCUUCAGAUAUCCUGAAGUUUUGUAUUGUGUUUAUUAAUUUCUUUAUUUAUCUAGUCUUAUAUUUAAACAUAUUUCUGAGAUUCACACAAUUUUUAAAUCUAUGGAAAAUAUAACCACAAGCCAAAUAAGUCACUUUCUUUUAAGGUCACAUAUUUCACUUGAAUAAACUAAUUUGACAUGACGAUUUCUUUUAUAAAUAUUUUGUUUGUAGUUUUUUCUGAAGUCUCAUUUUUAACUUUCACCAAAUUUAUUUUCUUCUAAUUUUGAACUUUCGAUAAAUUAUUUUGAUAGUGUCCCAAAUUUUAAUUAGUUGACGACCACACAUUAAAUUGAUCGGUCACUUUUUUAUCAAAACUUUUCAACUAUAUUUUCUGCCAAACUCAGCAAAGCUCCAACUUUUACUAUUACUUAGUACAAAUGUUUUUCGUGAGGCCUUCAGAACAAUACGAAGAGAACUGCAGCAAAAACUAGCGUACGUCCUACUAUCCAAUUUGAAAAAUGCAAAAAAAACACAUAAACUAAGUACAGGUGUUUCCAUAACUUUUAGAAAAAUUGGAACCAAAACUUCUGUUAUUCCUCAAGAACUAAUAAUAUUGGAACAAUGUUUUGAAAAAUACUUCCACUUCCAAAUGUAUUCUGGAAAACUUUAUAAAAUAACAUAUAAUAUCAAUCAAUUUAAAAGACACUUUUCCUGGCCACCAGAACAGCGAAUUUAAAAACAGCAACUGGUGUUGUAAUUUCGUAUCUUCAUAAAAUAUAUCUUAGGCGGAAUCAAGUUUCUAUCCUCAAGUUUUAACAAAUGGGUUUAAUACCGCUAACUGACAUGGACAAUAUCAACAGAAGAGGGUUUUAAGCAAAACUUACGCUAAAUGAAUUCCAAACCAGAGAAUUUAGUCGUAAUUCCUGCACCAUCAGCAGGAACUUCAUCUUGUCAUCGUAGUGGCUACAAAUUGUCCAUACAUUCCGAAAUCAGUGCAUAGAAAACAGUAUGGUGCGAUAGAAAAUCAUCUUAAUCAGAGUCAUGUUAUUUAUAUGGCCAAACCGUUCACAGGUAAAAUCAUUUAACAUAUUAAUAACACAUUCACUUUGACUGAGAUUGUUUUCCAUCGCACAAUUAAUUCUAGUUCUAAUGUGAGUUUCAUAAUAACUUUAUUAUUUGCAACUACUGUUGUAAAUGGUUGCUCCAAUGUGUAAUUUAUUUCGACUGUGUGUGUCUUUUUUUGUCAAGAUCGCUCAACGGAUGCAGCAUUCAUGUCUAACAAAUGUCAGCGCUAGAUUCGUUAUUCACACAUUCAAGACGCGUUUUUGUAUUUGCAUCUGUUCGGCGCUUCGAGCACAAAAUAUUUACAAAUUUUAAAAUGUAAAGUGCCAUGAUACCUUUCAGCUAAGUACUUGUUCUCAGAAUUAGCAAAAAACGACGUCAAGGCUGUUUUCCAUUGUCGAAUAUUUUUAUCACUAUAUAGAUUCACUGGGUUUGCAUUACAAAAAUGAACAUUUUGUACCAAGUCCUGGUUGUGAUUUAAAUUUGUUCAUAGUGUUUUAAACAUUUCACAACGAUUUCCCAAAAAGAUACUCUUUUGACAAACUGACAAAGUUUGAUUCAGAGAGGAAGCGGGAAAUUUAUUGUGACCAAAUACUGAAGAUGCUACAAGCGUAGGAACUACGAAACUUUGUUUCUUCUUGACAAUUGGUACACAGGUGAAAAAACACUUAACAAAACCAAAGCACGUAAUUGAAGCUGCUUUUCUUUUGGGAAUAGUUGUUGAUAGAAAGUGUAAAAAUCUGAAAUGGAGCAAAAAUACCGAAGACGGACUGCAACCUUGUCGUAUUUUCUUACUUAAUCAUAGUUUUGUUGGUUUAUUAAAAAAAGUAUCAUGAUAUGUGAGGGAUAUUUUUACUUUAUAACGGAAAUAUAAUACAAGUAUUGUAGUUUAUAAGUUAAUUACUAGUAAUGUAAGGGUGAUUACUCCAACCAAGGACUUCGAUAAACCUAUGUAUCUAAAAAAUGUUAUCAAUCUGUACCUAUAUUGUAAAUAUGUAGAUAAUGAUUUAAUGUGUACACAUACUGAAAUAGAUUGUUCUUUGUUAUUAAACAUUAGACUAAACUUCA
Molecule: messenger RNA, 8275 nt
Organism: Zophobas morio
Lineage: Eukaryota; Metazoa; Arthropoda; Insecta; Coleoptera; Tenebrionidae
Exons: 8
Coding region: 120-4802 (1560 amino acids)
Molecular function (GO): protein binding
Source: RefSeq, a predicted model, not a curated record